This is a messenger RNA of Angiostrongylus costaricensis, 4470 nucleotides long. NCBI's taxonomy places the organism in Eukaryota, Metazoa, Nematoda, Chromadorea, Rhabditida, Metastrongylidae. The record is from the annotation of a GenBank genome assembly.
AUGGAGAUAACUGCGACUGAAUCAUUUUCGAAAGGAAACGAUUAUUAUUACAUCACGGAAGGAAAUCACCAGUUCCGGCCACUGGAUGUAGGAAAGCUCGCGGACCAUCUCAGGAAUUCUGUUCAAGACUCAGAGCUGCAGGAUCAGGCAAAAUACUCAGGAACCGAACACUCGUAUGUUGUAAUUCUUCUGCCAUUUUUGAAUGUCGUUGAUCAGAAGGCAUGGGAUAUCUUCCGUCUGCUGCCACCGAAACCGGACAAAAUCGGUUACGGAUUCUGGCACGAUGCCAGUCUACAGGUACUCAAACUCUGUACAUUCGUUGUACUAUUUCUACUCACAUUGGGCUCUGCAGUUGUUGCAAAGAGCUUAUUCUUUUUGAUGACGUCGGCGAUCGGAUGGGGUGGCAUGAACAUGACGAUUUGUCGUGACAAAAUUCCAGAAUCGCAAUGGAAUACGGUGCACAUUACGAAUAGGUUGGUCGCCAAGUGGGUUUGGGCUACGUUUUUCGCACUCUCGGCUCCCGAGGCGUUCUGCUUCUUCCGGUCGCUUCAUCGGACCCUCUUCAAAAACGUAAAGCGCCCUACUCUUACGCAGUUCGUCAUCGUGCUGUUCGUCGAAACAUUGCAUGGGAUAGGAGUUGGAGUGCUCGUGUUUCAAAUCCUUCCCGAUUUGGAUGCCAUAUCAGCAACGCAGUUGACAAGUGCAAUAGGUUUUGUCCCAGCCUUGUUGUCACUGUUAAGUCGCCGGCCAUGCCGCGUCGCCUUCGUGCUCAUCGCCAUCGACGUGCUUGCCCUGAUCGCCCAGAGUUCUGGAUUCUGGGUGUUUCCGGUUUACCCUUCAAUUCUGCAGAAGCACUCGGUUGCAAUAACUUGGUGUCUAAUGGUCAUUUCGUUACCAUGGUGGCAGAACUUCGUCCACGUCGACUCCGCAUUUGCAGCGGUUCAAGCCAUGGCCAGAUUUGCUUCUCGACUUUCUGAAAGGAGAUCCAAGACGUACGUAAUUGUCUCGUUGUGGAAAAUCUGCGUUUACCUCCUAUGUAUGACUGUCUUCACGACUUCACGAAUGCGGUUGGACGAUCUACUUCAACGUGAUCCUUUUGGUGAGAAGCUCAUCACCAUCACCGGCCACAACCUCAACAAAUCACAAAUCGACAAAUUCCUCAUCAGAAUGAGUAAAUACGAAGAAUUCGCCAUUGAUGACCAAAGAGUGGUUCGGCUGAAGAGGCAGGUGGACGACGACGACGACGAGCUGCCGUCUGCCUUCAAUGUGUACGAGACGUAUGUCGAGCUAAACCAAUUCACCUCGCCAUACGACGCGCUCUGGAUCAUGGUCGUUCAGGUGUCUGCUGUUUUCCUCUGCUACCAGAGCAGCAUGUUCGCGUGCAAGGUAAUGAUGCAACGUCUGGGAUUCGCACUGCCCAUGGCACUGGCAGUGCCGACCACAGUGUUAGUGCUUUCGAUCACCUGCAUGUUCAGAGCGGCCGACUCCUGCCACCUCACCAACACACUCACUAAGGAGCUGUUUUGGAGGUGUUUUUCCACAUACUCCUCGUUAACGGUCUUCAUCUCUUCGCCACAAACUUGGAUUUGGAUGGGUUGGUUCAUCAGUCAGUGCUGGAUCACUGUGUAUUUGUGGGCCCCUGAACAUGAAAGGCUAGCUAAAAGUGAGAAGCUUUUCGUCCUUCCUUACUUUGUUGGUGCCUUUGUCGAUCAGUCGCUGGCAUUCAAUCGACGACGGGAUGACAGAGCUAAGAUCAGACCAGAGGACCUAGAGUUUGAUCAAGAAAUCACCUCCCUAACGUAUGAGACGGUUCCUGGAACUGGACAUCGUGGACUUAGGCCACCUCCAUCGCUAAGCAGUUUGAGCAGUGGCAAGCUGGAAAACGGCUUGAUGAGGGAUUCGGCAAGCAGUACGGACGCGAUCACGAAGAUCUACGCAUGCGCAACGAUGUGGCACGAGACGCCACUUGAGAUGACGUGCAUGCUGAAGAGCAUCUUCCGCAUGGACGAAGACCAGUGCGCUCGUCGCAAUGCUCAGAAAUACCUCAAGGUGAUCGAUCCCGAUUACUACGAGUUUGAAGCACAUGUCUUCUUCGACGACGCGUUCGAUGUUGACGAGUCCGGCGAUGCAGCGCUUAAUAAAUUCGUGCGGCAGCUCAUCGGUGUGGUCGAUCAGGCAGCUAGCGCAGUCCAUCAGACACAGAUGAGACUGAGACCGCCGAAAAAACUGAGCACGCCAUACGGCGGUCGACUGCAAUACAUACUGCCAGGAAAAAACAGGCUAACUAUUCAUCUCAAAAACAAAAAUAAAAUUCGACAUAGAAAGCGAUGGAGCCAGGUAAUGUACCUUUAUUAUCUGCUGGGUUACAGACUCAUGAUGAAGGUCGACGAGCAGUCCAGAAAGGAGGUAAUUUCCGAGAACACGUUCAUUCUGACACUUGAUGGUGACGUUGAUUUCACACCGCACUGUGUUCACCUCCUUGUUGAUCUGAUGAAGAAGAAUCGGCGGCUCGGUGCUGCUUGCGGUCGAAUUCAUCCUAGAGGAUCCGGCAUCAUGGUAUGGUACCAGAAAUUCGAAUACGCAGUAGGUCACUGGCUCCAAAAGGCUACUGAACACAUGAUCGGCUGUGUGAUGUGCUCGCCUGGUUGCUUCUCCUUAUUUAGAAGUUAUGCUCUGAUGGACGACAAUGUGACCAGGAAAUAUGCCUGCAAAUCUGAAGAGCCAAUAGAUUACAUUCAGUACGAUCAAGGCGAGGACAGAUGGUUGUGUACACUUCUUCUACAGAGAGGCUACAGGGUAGAGUACUGUGCAGCAUCGGAUGCGCUAACUUUCGCUCCAGAAGGUUUCAACGAAUUCUUCAACCAACGAAGACGAUGGAUUCCAUCCACUAUUGCGAACGUCAUCGACCUCUUAAGGGACUAUAAGAACGUUGUGCGUGUGAACGAAAGUAUUUCCAUAUGGUACAUUAUAUAUCAAACAGUGAUGCUGGUUUCAUCGGUGCUCGGCCCGGGCACGAUCUUCCUAAUGGUCGUGGGUGCGAUCUCGAUCUCGUUCAACAUGGAUACAAUUUGGAGUCUGCUCGUCGUUACUCUACCAGUCGUCACGUUCUGCGUUGUUUGUCUCACUGCCAAGCCCGAAAAACAGCUGUUGAUGGCACAAAUAGUUGGAGCGCUAUUCGCCAUGCUGAUGACUGCUGUGUUCGUUGGCACUUCGCUGCAGAUUCAGAAGGACGGAAUUCUUUCACCCCAUUCGAUUUUCCUUUUCACCGUCAUCGGAAGUUUUUUGACUGCGGCAAUCCUUCAUCCACUCGAGUUCACAUGUAUCAUUCCUGGGUUACUCUAUUUCUUGGCGAUUCCUUGUAUGUACAUGCUGCUGCCAAUAUACUCCAUCUGCAAUCUGAACACGGUGUCCUGGGGAACGCGUGAGGAUCCACGACCGCAAGAGAAGAACGAUCUGGCUAAAGUUCCACCUUCGACCACUGCGCCAAAUGCGCCCAUGUGUACGUGUAGUAAACCGAAAACGACAAAAACAUGUAAAAACAUUCAGAUUUGGCGAAUCAAUGAAAAGCUGAAUGAAAUCAGCAAAAAAUUGGAGAGAAUCGAACGGAAGCAACAACAUGGACUAACACGUAGAGCGGAACCAGAAACAAUGGAUUCAGAUGAGGAACAUUUCUGGCUGGACGUCAUCGAAAAGUAUUUGUCACCGCUGACACUCGAUCCCAAGGAACAGGAGCGCAUCCGAGCAGCCCUUAUAGAACUCAGAAACAAGGUGGUUUCAACGUUUUUCAUGGUGAACACGGUCUUUAUCAUCAUUAUACUUGUGCUGCAACUGCAGAAAGAUUGCCUGCAUAUCGAAUGGCCCAUCGGACCCAAGUUCAAUCAUUCUGUACGCCUGUGUAACGGCGAGAAGAAAGAGGAAGUGUGGGUGGUGACCCGACUGCAGUUAGAACCUCUCGGCUUGGUCUUUCUUGUCUUCUUCAUGAGUAUUCUUAUUAUACAGUUUAUCGCGAUGCUUUGUCAUCGUUUCGGCACUCUGGCACACAUCAUCGCCUCCACCGAAUUGUUCUGUUUCCGCAAAACUGUUGGGAAACUAAGCGAGGACGAGCUCGUUGUGCACAAUGCGGUAGAAAUUGCAAGAGAACUGCAAGCGAUUCGAGGCGUUGACGAAAAAAACCACGAAGACAUGCAGAUCGGGCGUCGUCGAGUAGUGCAGAACCUCGAAUCAUUUCGUCUUUCUCUCAUGAAGCGUAGAACAGAAACUCUUGAUGCAGCAUUUAAAAAGAGAUUUUUCGCGCUAUCCAGUGAGGCAGGGGAAAACGGCUUUAUAUCACGAGACAGCGGACGGAGGCUAACUUUAACUAAAGGAACCAUCAGAGCUUUGGAGAAUCGCCGAGAUUCGUUGUAUGGCACGUUCGAAAAGAGGAGUUACCUUGAUAGCCACGGUAAAACAGGACCGAGUCAGUACUUCUAA